This is a messenger RNA of Naegleria lovaniensis, 567 nucleotides long. RefSeq lists its product as uncharacterized. The record is from RefSeq and is a predicted model, not a curated record. The coding region runs from base 1 to 567 and encodes 188 amino acids. NCBI's taxonomy places the organism in Eukaryota, Heterolobosea, Eutetramitea, Acrasida, Naegleriidae. The transcript has a single exon.
AUGAACGGACAGCCUAUGAACGUUGCCAUGGCACUUAGCAUUUUGAUGUCUGAAUUGAAUGACAAUCCAUUUAAGGGACUGAUUUGCACCUUCUCCGAAAAGCCAGAAUUUGUGUCAUUGAAUCCAAAGGCUCCUCUUAGAGAACGACUUUUCACAUUGUCUGCUGCCAACUGGUCCAUGAAUACCAAUUAUCAAAAAGUAUUUGAUUUAAUCUUGGAGAAGGCAGUAAGCAACAAUUUAGCCAAAGAUCAAAUGAUUCGAAAGAUGGUUGUUUUUUCAGACAUGCAAUUUGAUGAAUCUUGUGGCCGUACCAAAACAGAUCAUCAACUCAUUCGUGAAAAAUUUGAGCGUCAUGGAUAUACUGUUCCAGAAAUUGUUUAUUGGAAUUUGAAUGGAACUUUUAACACCGUUCCAGUGACCAAGAAUGAACAGGGUGUAGCCUUACUAUCUGGAUUCUCAGCUAGCCUAUUAAGAUUAUUAACACAAACGAGUAGCUUCUCAGUAGAAGCACUGAUUGAUGCAUCCAUUCAGAAACCCAGAUAUGAAUGUCUUGUUUUAGAAGAUUAA